Molecule: messenger RNA, 5961 nt
Organism: Hypanus sabinus (Atlantic stingray)
Lineage: Eukaryota; Metazoa; Chordata; Chondrichthyes; Myliobatiformes; Dasyatidae
Product: gastrula zinc finger protein XlCGF26.1-like
Exons: 4
Coding region: 472-2196 (574 amino acids)
Biological process (GO): regulation of transcription by RNA polymerase II
Molecular function (GO): RNA polymerase II cis-regulatory region sequence-specific DNA binding; DNA-binding transcription factor activity
Source: RefSeq, a predicted model, not a curated record
CAGCCGUCUCCGAUAACUACGCAUGCGCGCUGUAUACAAAAUGUCGGGAGGAUCGGAAAGGUUAAAAAUGAGAAGGAAUUUAUCUCCAGGAAGCUCAAACAUGGCACACCAGUUUUGUUGUCUCUGUCCAGAUAUUUAAGAAGUGGGGCGAGGGAUUCAAUCGACCAUCCUUCCUGCUCAGACUGUGGGGAGGGAUUCACUCGGUCAUCCUUCCUGCUCAACUGUGGGGAGGGAUUCACUCCGUCAUCUGACCAACUGGCACGCCCGUCAUUUUACACAGGAGAGAGGCCGUUCACCUGCUCAGAAGGUACAUCAGCACAUUCACACUGGGCAAGGCCAUUCACCUGUACUGUGUGUGAGAAAGGAUUCAGUCAGUCUUCCCACCUGUGGACACACCAGUCAGAUCACUCUGGGCAAAGGCUGGUGAUCUGCUGAAUAUCUGGGAAAGGAUUCACUCAGUCAUCUGACCUAAUGGCACACCAGCGUGUUCACACUGGGCUGAGGCCGUUCACCUGCUCACAAUGUGGGAAGGGAUUCACUCAGUCAUCCCACCUGCACAGUCACAAGCGAGUUCACACUGGGGAGAAGCCAUUCACCUGCUCAGAAUGUGGGAAGGGAUUCACUCAGUCAUCCACACUACAGAGUCAUCAGCGAGUUCACACUGGAGAGAGGCCUUUCACCUGCUCAGAGUGUGGGAAGGGAUUCACUCGGUCAUCCCAACUACUGGCACACCAGCAAGUUCACACUGGGGAGUGGCCUUUCACCUGCUCAGAAUGUGGGAAAGGAUUCACUAAAUCAUCCAGCUUACUGUUACAUCAGCGAGUUCACACAGGGGAGAAGCCAUUCAGCUGCUCAGUCUGUGGAAAGAGAUUCAUUCAGUCAUCUUACCUGCAGAGUCAUCAGCGAGUUCACACAGGGGAGAAGCCGUUCAGCUGCUCAGUGUGUGGGAAGAGAUUCACUCAGUCAUCCCACCUACUGAAUCACCAGCGAGUUCACACUGGGGAGAGGCCGUUCACCUGCUCAGACUGUGGUAAGAGAUUCACUCAGUCUUCCACCCUACAGAGUCAUCAACGAGUUCACACUGGGGAGAGGCCGUUCACUUGCUCAGAAUGUGGGAAGAGAGUCACUGAUUCAUCUGCCCUACAGAGACAUCAGCGAGUUCACACUGGGGAGAAGCCGUUCACCUGCGCAGAAUGUGGGAAGAGAUUCACUGAUUCAUCCACCCUACAGAAGCAUCAGCGAGCUCAUACUGGGGAGAAGCCGUUCACCUGCUCAGAAUGUGGGAAGAGAUUCACUCAAUUAUCCAAUCUACAGAGACAUCAUCGAGUUCACACUGGGGAGAAGCCGUUCACCUGCUCAGUCUGUGGGAAGAGAUUCACUGAUCCAUCCACCCUACUGAGUCAUCAGCGAGUUCACACUGGGGAGAAGCCAUUCACCUGCUCAGAAUGUGGGAAGAGAUUCACUCGGUCAUCCUACCUACAGAGUCAUCAACAAGUUCACACUGGAGAGAAGCCGUUCACCUGCACAGAAUGUGGGAAGAAAUUCACUUGGUCAUCCACACUACAGAGUCACCAGCGAUUUCACACCGGGGAGAAGUCGUUCAUCUGCUCAGACUGUGGGAAGGGAUUCACUGACUCUUCCACCCUACAGAGACAUCAGCGAGUUCACACUGGGGAGAAGCCAUUCACCUGCUCAGAAUGUGGGAAGGGAUUCACUCAGUCAUCCCACCUACUGGAACACAAGUUAGUUCACACUGGGGAGAAGCCGUUCACCUGCGCAGAAUGUGGGAAGAGAUUCGCUCAUUCAUCCAACCUACAUAGUCAUCAGCGAGUUCACACUGGGGAGAAGCCGUUCACCUGCUCAGAAUGUGGGAAGAGAUUCACACACUCUUCCACCCUUCAGAGACAUCAGCGAGUUCACACUGGGGAGAAGCCAUUCACCUGCUCAGAAUGUGGGAAGGGAUUCACUCUGUCAUCCCACCUACUGGCGCACCAGUCAGUUCACACUGGGGAGAGGCUGUUCACCUGCUCAGACUGUGGGAAGGGAUUCACUCAGUCAUCCAACCUACAGAGACAUCACCAAGUUCACACUGGGGAGAAGCCAUUCACCUGCUCAGUCUGUGGGAAAGGAUUCACUCGGUUAUCCCAACUACUGGAACACAAGUCAGUUCAUAGUGGGGAGUGGCCAUUGUUAUGAAUCCCUAGGUUUCGUUUGAUAUGGACUGUCAUUUUAAGAGAGAUUAAGAAGGUGAAUCAGUCUGACUUGCAGCUUGUUUACAUCGCUCGCAGCUUGUUUUGUUUUAACCGAGGACACAGACACUCAGAGUCAGAUGGAGACGGAUGAAAAAUGGAAGGAUUGAAACCAGGGAACUAGUGGCCAAAGGUCACUGUUUAGAACUUUCCUGUGCCCACAAGGGUGGGUUAAUUAUCCAUUCACUGUACAUUGAAUGUGUGGUUGUCACCUUGUUUGAUCCAUAGACGUGUAUCUGAUUUGAGGUAUCCUGUGAAGUCCACUUAUGUGUUAACCCUUGCCUGGGUGUGACGUGGUCAUUCAUUUGAAGAUGAUACCCCUCAUGACAAGUCACUUUCGGUGAUAAUUCGUAUGUAGAUUUGUAAAGAUGACGGAUAAAAUCUACAGCAACUGGUCUCUCAUUUUACCACUGUGGAACCUGUAGAACAGACAGACAGACAGACGUACUUUAUUGAUCCUGAGGGAAAUUGAGUUUCAUUUCAGCCGCACCAACCAAGAAUAGUGUAGAAAUAUAGCAAUAUAAAACCAUCAAUAAUUAAAUAAUAAUAAGUUAAUCUUUGCAAGUGGAAAUAAUUCCAGGACCAGCCUAUUGGCUCAGGAUGUCUGUCACUACGAGGGAAGAUUAGAAAAGUUUGAUGGCCACAGGCAGGAAUGACUUCCUGUGACGCUCAGUGUUACAUCUCGGUGGAAUGAGUCUCUGGCUGAAUGUACUCCUGUGCCUAACCAGUAUAUUAUGGAGCGGAUUGGAGUCAUUGUCCAAGAUGGCAUGCAACUUGGACAUCAUUCUCUUUUACGACACCACCGUCAGAGAGUGCAGUUCAACCCCCAGAACAUCACUGGCAUUACGAAUGAGUUUGUUGAUUCUGUUGGUGUCUGCUACCCUCAACUUUCUUCCCCAGCACACAACAACAAACAUGAUAACACUGGUCACCACAGCCUCGUAGAACAUACUCACCAUCGUCUGGUAGAUGUCAAAGGACCUCAGUCACCUCAGGAAAUAGAGUCGGCUCUGACCCUUCUUGUAAACAGCCUGUGUGUUCUUUGAGCAGUCCUGUUUAUUGUCAAUUCGUAUCCCCAGGUAUUUGUAAUCUUCCACCAUGUCCACACUGACCCCUUGGGUGGAAACAGGGGUCACCAGUGCCUUAACCCUCCUCAGGUCCACCACCAGCUCCUUAGUCUUUUUCACAGUAAGCUGCAGAUGAUUCUGCUCGUACCAUGUGACAAAGAUUUCCACCAUAGCUCUGUACUCAGCCUCAUCUCCAUUGCUGUUCGACAUUUACCCUGAAUUACAAAUAUCUCUCUCAUCACCUGUUUUGUGGAUGAACUGAACAUUCAUACUUUACCACCUGCAGACUCCAAGCCUUGUUUUCCCCGAGCUCAAUAGUUUGGGAGUUAUAUUUACACACAUAUAUACACAUAACACUGUUAAUUUUCAUUUAAUUUGCUUAAGUUACUAUAGUAUAAAUGGAUACUAAUAAGCAUUGUGGUUUUCACAUCAAAAACAGACUCCAGUAGUAGUCUGUUGCUGCUGGUUCGUUUCUGAAGCGUUAAGGUUCGUAACAAAAUGGGGCCUGCUUCUGGGAUAUGAUCAAAUUUGAGGAUUGAUUAAUUAUCAAUUUCAUUGGGGAAAUCUCUUUUGAUUUAUUUCUGUUUGGAAAAUUUGCAGCAAUGGAUGUUGAUCGAUGUCAGGAAGCGCCAACCUCUGUGGCAUUAGAGGACGCCAGAAGUGUUGAGUUGUUGAGUAUUGCUGAAAGGUUAAAACUUGCUAAGGUGAAAUUGACAAUGAGGAGAUGCAGAGGAUACCAGCUGAACAUUAUGUAUCUGAGGGUGUGUUUAAAGUGGAGGAGUUGGAGGUGUUUCCUGAAAGUGAACCUCGUGAGCUUGAGCUCCAGUACAAGUGAGAAAAAUUAAAGAUGGAGGCUGCGGAAAGGCAGAGGCAGUUUGAGGCUACAGAAGCAGAAAAACAGACAGAAAAUUGUCUCAUAAAGUGUAAUAAAGGGAAAGGCUUAGCAUGCCUAUACUGCUUUGCCAGUUGAUGAAGCAGCUGAUUUUUUAUACUGCACCAAUCAUCGCCACUGGGCUAUAAACGUGCAAGAGCAGUGUGUGGUUCAUUGCUUUGCUCAAAAACACUCACACUGCCUCGGCUGAGGCUCGAAAACAUGACCUUCAGAUCACUAGUUCAACACCCUAACCAGCUGGCCACGCACCACACAUUAUGACCUAGUGAAGCAGGCUGUGCUCAAAACUUAUGAGUUGGUCCCAGAAGCAUAAAGGCAAAAGUUUCGAAAUUUGAAGAAACCUGUGAAACAGACUUAUAUGAAAUUUGCUUAUGAGUAAUUUGUGUGUAUUGCCCGCUGGUGCACAUAUAAAAAUGUAAAUGAUGAUUUUAACAGCUUGAACGAGUUGGUUUUAACUGAAGAAUCCAAAAAGUGUGUCCCUGAUGACAUAAAGAUGUAUUUAGAUGGAAAUGAUGCUGCCACUAUGCAGGAGUCUGCUAGAUUAGCAGAUCAGUUUGCUUUAACUCAUAAGGUUAUGGUUACCCUGAGUAAGAGUUUCGAAAAGAGUAGCAGGGAUAACCAGGGUAAACCAGAAAUUAAUGCUGGGAUUUGUCACAGUUGUCAAGUUUUGGCUAAACCUCAUCAGGUCACCCCAGUGGCCCCACUCCGACCUAUACCUGCAUUCUGUGAACCCUUUUCUAAAGUUAUAGAGAAUUAUGUUGGCCCAUUGCCAAAGCCUAAAGCUGGCCAUCAGUAUCUGCUAACUAUUAUGUGUACUGCGUCCAGAUUCCCAGAGGCAAUACCUCUCAGAAAUAUUAAAGCUAAAACUGUCGCGAAGGCUCUUACUGAGUUUUUUUUUUACUUUAUUCGAUUUGCCUCAAGAAAUCCCGUCUGAUCAAGGAAGUAAUUUUACAUCUGGGUUAUUCCAGCAGGUAGUUUCUGAACUGGGAGCAAAACAAAUUACAUCAUUUACAUACCAUCCGGAAUCACAAGGGGCUUCAGAAAGAUUUCACUCUACCCACAAAACAAUGAUUAAGACAUACUGUGUUGAAAAUGGAAACGACGAGGAUGAAGGAAUACAUUUGCUUUUGUUCGCAGUAAGAGAGUCGGUUCAGGAAUCAUUGGGCUUUACUCCAUUUGAACUCGUAUUUGGACGCAGAGUGAGUUAGACCUGUGGUGAGAGAUUUAUUGGAAGAAAAACACCAACUGGAGGCAAACCACGACUGAAGACGAGGGAACAGCAACAAGUGUACCAGCCCGAGGACUGAGAGCACCGACUGGAGAGAAACCAAUCUGACUCGGAGAUUCCAGUGAUUCAGUCAGGAGAAUGUUUGGUUAAAAUCGACCAGGAAUUUGUCUAUGGGAAUUCAAACUCAACACACCAGUUGUGCUGUCUCUGUCUAGAUAUUUAAGGAGCAAGAGAUUCAAUCAGCCAUCCUUCCUGCUCAGACUUUGCGGAGGGAUUCACUCGGUCAUCUGACCAAUUGACACGUCCAUCAUUUUACACGGGAGAGACCAUUCACCUGCUCAGACUGUGGGAAUGGAUUCACUCGGUAAUCUCAACUGAAGCUACACACUGGGCAAGGCCAUUCAUCUAUUCUGUGAGUGGGAAGGGGUUCAGUCGGUCUUCCCACCUGUGGACACACCAGUCAGUUCACACGGGGCAGAGACUGGUCAUCUGCUGAAUUUGUGGGGAAGGAUUCACUCGGUCAUC